Messenger RNA from Emiliania huxleyi CCMP1516, 960 nucleotides. RefSeq lists its product as hypothetical. The coding region runs from base 1 to 960 and encodes 319 amino acids. The record is from RefSeq and is a predicted model, not a curated record. NCBI's taxonomy places the organism in Eukaryota, Haptophyta, Isochrysidales, Noelaerhabdaceae. The transcript has a single exon.
AUGGACACCAAAGCAAGCUGCGAGUCGCGUGUGUCGGCGGUGACGUCGUCUUUGGCCACCCUGGCCGGCAUAUGCCCAACGAACGUGCGCGGCGGCGGCGGGCACUUCCGAUCAGACAUGGAUGGAGCUGUGCCGGCGAUGGGGCGCUCCGGCGAAUGCAUCGCGUACAUCACGCGCUCCCUAGAGCACGGAUGCCGGCUUGCUCGACUGGCUGCGCUGGUGGCAAGUGCAGGCGACCGCAUGGUUUACGUUCUCCAUGGUCGCAAUCAUACACCGACUGGCGAGGCGGUGGCCAAAUUGCGGCCGCAAAAAAAUGUGCGCCUCGUCAGGCAGCCGCUAGUCGUGCCCAGCUCGCCAUGGGGCCUGUUUGGCGGAAAAUUCGUGGGCUACUCGAAGGCUGCCUUUGUUUUGUGGCUACUGCGCAGCCACACGUCCUGCCAUCGGGCCUGGCAGAUUGAGGACGAUGUCUUCUUCACUGGCCCGUGGAGCGCGCUGUUCAACGCUUACUCGGCCGAUGAGUCGCACAUCAUCGCCAGCACCAUUCACCACCCCAGCACCUCCUACUUUGCCCACGAGCGCACGUGCUUUCUAAACAUCACGACACGAUGCCGCUCGGCCGAAGACAGGUCUCUCACCGCGGUCGUCUGGCCACUCUUACGCAUGUCGCACGCUGUCGCCAGCGAGAUUGCUCGAGCGCUAACCACGCAGCGCGCGAAGGGCUUCCAUGAGGCCCUACUCGCACCCCUCUGCGAGCGCGCCGCUUGGUGCUCCCUCUCGCACUUGCGGCCCGAGCACCUGGGCAGCAUGGUUGCAGGCCACUCGUCGGCGAGCAAGCGCAAGCAGGCCACUCCGUUCGCGAGUCCAGUGCUGGCGAGACGCGCUUACCAUCCCGCAAAGUGCGAGGCAGACCCCGGGCUCGGCGAGCUCGCUCGAACAUGGUUGCAGCAGAAUAGCACUUAG